AUGCCCAUUCAAAAGUGUUUCGCCCGUCAGAUCUUUGACUCUCGCGGCAAUCCAACCAUCGAGGUUGACCUGACCACCGAAAGCGGCACUUUUCGCGCUGCAGUGCCCAGCGGUGCCAGCACCGGAGUGCACGAGGCGCUGGAGCUGCGCGACAAUGACAAGAGCAAGUACCACGGCAAGUCGGUGAUGAAGGCCAUCAACAACGUCAACCAGAUCAUCGCCCCCAAGCUGGUCGGCUCGAAUGUUGACGUCAGCAAUCAGGCCGCCGUGGACGAUCUGCUCUGCAAGCUGGACGGCACCGAGAACAAGAGCACUCUGGGCGCCAAUGCCAUUCUGGGCGUGUCCAUGGCUGCGGCCAAGGCGGGCGCCGCAAAGAAGGGCGUCCCUCUGUACCAGCACCUGGGCGACCUGCACCUGGGCGACCUGGUGGGCGCCAAGGGCUUCAUCAUGCCCGUGCCCGCCUUCAACGUCAUCAACGGCGGCUCGCACGCCGGCAACAAGCUGGCCAUGCAGGAGUUCAUGAUC
Molecule: messenger RNA, 525 nt
Organism: Rhagoletis zephyria (snowberry fruit fly)
Lineage: Eukaryota; Metazoa; Arthropoda; Insecta; Diptera; Tephritidae
Source: RefSeq, a predicted model, not a curated record